Fusarium oxysporum Fo47 is the source of this 584-nucleotide messenger RNA. RefSeq lists its product as uncharacterized. Lineage: Eukaryota; Fungi; Ascomycota; Sordariomycetes; Hypocreales; Nectriaceae. The record is from RefSeq and is a predicted model, not a curated record. The transcript is spliced from 2 exons. Bases 1 to 576 code for a protein of 191 amino acids.
AUGCCUACGCUGCAAGGCAACUUUGUCCAAUGCGCCGACAAGACUUGCGCCGAUGGCAAGGACGGGGCUAUGGCUUGGGCAAAUGAGCUUUGCGGAAAACUUGGGAAGCCUAUCGACCUCGGAGGCUCGGGGGGUUCCCCCAAGACUGAUGAGAGUACUGUUGUUAAUGUUCCGACUACCAGCGCUGGUGGCGAGGUGAAGCCAACCACUGAGGCUGAAAAGACGACAGAUGAGGUGCCGACUACCACUACAGAGGCCAAGACAGAAUCUAAAGUUGAGGAGACUUCAAGUAACAAGACCUCUGAGGUCACUUCUGAGUCAUCAGCUGGUGAAACAACCGCAAGCUCGGUCAAGACCACAGUCAGCAAGCCGAAAGAAACGAACGACGCAUCGGGCAGUGCAGCUGAAGCGACGGCUGAUCAGACUAGCGAUGACUCUGUUGUCACGAUUACUGGAACUGCCGAUACCGCUACUGCAACUCCGUCUCCGACCGACGGUUCCAACGUCGCCAAUUCUGCAGGCCCUAACUUCUACGCUGCUGUUGGUGUUGCUGCCGCGUUUUGGCAAUUGCUGUAAAAGCGCAC